Messenger RNA from Aspergillus fumigatus Af293, 441 nucleotides. RefSeq lists its product as uncharacterized. Bases 1 to 441 code for a protein of 146 amino acids. The record is from RefSeq and is a predicted model, not a curated record. NCBI's taxonomy places the organism in Eukaryota, Fungi, Ascomycota, Eurotiomycetes, Eurotiales, Aspergillaceae. The transcript has 2 exons.
AUGUCGUGCGCCAGCCUCUCGUGUAAUGGGGCUGCAUGUGCUCCAGGCACGGUCUUAUUCACUGGGUCAAGAAAUGGGCCGAAUGUAUGCGAUCGAAGAUACAGUAGAAGGUGGGUAUAUCGUGUGGGCAAGCGGAUGAUGGUUACGGAGGUUAUUUGUCCAGGUUCCAACGACGCGCAUCCUCGGCCUCGCGCGCGUCUCGUUUCUUGUUCCGGUACAGGAGGUAGCAGCAUACGCAGAUGGCAAUUAGGACGAGUCUGUUUCAUCGAGAUCAGUACCGAGAACAUGAACAUUUCCUUCAGCUCAGAGCAAGUGAACAUACAUCCCCACGAUAAUCCCCGGCACCCCUGUUUUGAGAAAAUCGCUGACGGGUUUCUCGCAAUCGGCCGAGUUGGCAUUCGCGUCGCAAUCUCUCCAUGCAGAUGGGAUCGUCAAGCUUGA